AUGUCUUUGUAAGAUAAACAAACUUUCGAAUAAAUAUUAGCCGAAUAUAUGGGAAAAUUAUAUUAUACAUCAUUUAUCUUAUAGUCUGAUAUUGGGAAAAAUGUUUUUAUUAAGAAUGGUGAAAUAAUAAGAAUGUAAUUAUUAGAUGAUAUUAUAAAGAGAACAGUAUAAUUUACCUUUUUAUCAAAAGCAAUAUUUGAAACAUUUACAACAAAUAUAACAUUUAAAAUGGAGAAAGAAUGAAUCAGAAGAUUUAGAAAAUGAGGUUUGGAGUGUAAUUUGGAACGGCUAUCAAUUAUAUGCUGGCGGGGCUUUGAAUAUCAAUGGAGCAAAAGUUGGAAAAUGGAUUGAGUUAUUUGAACAUUUUUUGGAGUAAGAUGUAUUUGAUUUAGAAAAUCAUAAAUAUUUUAUCUAGGAAAUUAUCAGGAUGGAAUAAAAACAGGAAAGUGGAUAUCUUAAUUUUAAGAUACUUCAAUGUACAAUUUGAUUUAUUAUUUCAUUAAGAGGAGGUGGAUUCUAUAAAGAAAAUGGUUAGAAAGACGGAAGAUGGACUGAUAUAGAUCAUUAUUUUAGAGAGUACAUAUAAAUAUUCAUCAGUUGUUAUUUAAUAACUUAUGGUGGAAGAUAUGAUAAUGGAACAAAAGUAGGAAUUUGGAGUUUGAAUUGCAACAAUAAUCAUAUGUUUAAAAUUUUUCAUAAGACUUAGUGGUGGUGGAUAAUACGAUAUAAGUGGAUUAAAAACUGGAAAAUGGAGAGAAUUAUAUGAAUAUUUAUUGGAGUAAUAUUUAUUUUAUAUUUUGAGGAAUCACGAAAUUUUUAUCGAAGGAGAGUAUUAGAAUGGGAUCAGAGGAGGAUUUUUCAAAAUUAUCUUAAAUAAUGAUAUUAUGUAACCUUAGAUAUGAUAAAAAAAGCGGAGGAGGUGAAUAUAAUUAAAAUGGAUUGAAAAUAGGCUAUUGGAUUGAAUUGGAUCAAUGUUUUAAUAUGUAGUAAUUACUAAUUUUAAUCUAUUUGUGAUGCUCAAGUAUACUAGAGAGGAUUGUAUAAGGAAAGCAUAAAAAAUGGAAUUUGGAAGCUGCAAUACUAAUUGAAAAACAUGUACAUAAUAAGAUAUUGAAUUAGGGGAGGAGGAUUUUUUGAUUAAAAUGGAGGAAAGAAUGGAUUUUGGAUAGAAAUAGGUUAAAAUUUUUAUCAGUAAUUCAUAUUCUAAACCAUUAUUAAAGUGAUUGUUAGGUAACUUUUAGUGGUGAAUAUAUAAACAAUAUAAAAAGAGGUCAAUGGAAUGCACUCCUAAAUAAUAAGCUAAUGUAGUUAUUAUAUUCCAAACGUAUUUAGUGGAGGAGGUAGAUAUUAUGAAAAUUAAGAGAAAGUUGGAAAAUGGAUUGAAUUGUAUGAAAAUUAUUGGGAGUACAUAGAAAAUACAAAAUUAUUUUAGUGAAGCAUAAAUAUUAUUUACAGGUGAUUAUCUAAUUGGUUAGAAAACAGGAAUUUGGAUGACAAUUUUUGAAGAUAAAAUAAUGUAUCUAAAUUAAAAUAUGAUAGCGGAGGAGGUUGCUAUGCUAAUAAUGGUAUGAAGCAUGGGAAAUGGAUAGAUUUAUAUCAUAAUUUUUGGGAGUAUAAUCUUAUUUCAUUAGAUUUUGUCAAAUAACUUUUCAAGGUUCAUAUAUUAAUGGAAUUAAAACAGGCAUUUGGAAUUCAUAUUUUGAAAAUAAUAUAAUGUAAAAAUUUAAUAUUUUUAAAGUGGAGGAGGGUAUUACGAUGAAAAUGGAUUAAAAUAAGGGUAGUGGAUUGAACUUCAUGAUAAUUUUGAUAAGUAAUUAUUUUAUUUAAAGUAUACUUUUAAGUAAUACUUAAAUCAAGAUAAAUGGGAAUUAUUAAAAUGGUAGAAAAAGUGGUAGUUGGGAAUUUAUUAACAAAUCCAAAAUCAUGUAUAUAAUACCAAUAAUUACAAGCGGAGGAGGACUCUAUGAUGAGAAUGGGUUUAAACAUGGAAAAUGGACUGAAUUAGAUGAUGAUUUUAAUUUAAGUCUAGUUGACCCAUGCAAAAUAACAUAUUCUGGAGAAUAUAAAAGAGGAUAAAAAUAGGGAAAAUUUGUUGCAGUUGAAAUUUAUUGA
Paramecium pentaurelia is the source of this 2112-nucleotide messenger RNA. NCBI's taxonomy places the organism in Eukaryota, Ciliophora, Oligohymenophorea, Peniculida, Parameciidae. The record is from the annotation of a GenBank genome assembly.